AUGAAAUCCAAUCAAAAUAAACCAAAUCCAUUUUUAUAUGCUAAUAAAUGGUCACGACUUUUUCAUAAUUGGAUAGAAAAAUUAAUUAAUAUAAGUCAUAAACAAGGAACAAUUUAUUUACAUAAUGUUUAUGAUAUUCUUUCUAAACAUGAAUCAAAUAAACUUUCCGAAAAAUUAGAAAAUUAUUGGUUUGAUGAAUUAAAACGAUGCCCAAAUAAGCCGAGUCUUUUUCGUGCUACAGUUUAUACUGUAGGAUGGACACCACUCAUCAUCGGUCUCUUAUUUAUUCCUAUUAAAUUAGCAAUUAUUAGUCAACCAUUAUUAAUUAUAUAUUUGAUGGAUUUCUUUGAGCCAUGUUCUACUAUAUCACUUCAAUUAGUAUGUCUUCUUGCUAUUCUUAGUUGUUUAGCUGCUUUAUGUCAUAGUUUUUGCCAUCAUAGAUUUUAUUAUUUAAUUGAAAUAUUUGCUAUGAAAAUGCGUGUUGCUUACCAUGGUUUGAUCUUUCGUAAAGUUCUUCGUUUAUCAAGUAAUUCUUUAAAUGCAUUUAGUUCAGGUGAAAUAACUAAUUCAUUCUCAAAUGAUGCUAGUCAAAUAGAACUAAUUCUCAAUUCUCUGAAUUAUCUAUGGACUUCACCUAUGGAUAUAAUUGCUAUGAUAAUUUUCUUUUGGUAUUUUAUUAACUAUGUAUCAUUGAUUGCUAUUGGUUAUACUAUAGUAAUUAUAUUACUUACAUCUCUUAUAGGUCAUUUGUUAGUUUAUUUUCGAACAAAAAUUUUACAAGUUACAGAUGAACGUGUUAAAAUCAUGUCUGAAAUUAUAAAAUCAAUACGUAUUAUAAAAAUGUAUUGUUGGGAAGUAGCAUUUAAUAAAAAAAUUCGUUCUGUGAGAAAAUAUGAAAUUAUUCGUUAUUCUAUUCGUUUAAUUUUUGAUUCUAUUCAACAAAUUGUUAUACAUACGUAUACUUGUGUAGCAUUUUUAAUUAUAUAUGGAACAAUGUGGUCACUUGAUAUGAACUUUGAUAUAAGAUUAUAUGCUGUUGCUUCUUGUAUGUUAAAUUAUUUAGAAAUAUCUUUGAUGGAUUUUAGUAUAGUAAUACAUGAUUUUGUUCAUUAUUUAACUGCAGAAAAACGAAUACAAAAAUUUCUGUUACUUGAUGAAUUUAAAAUAGAUCAUCGUUUAAGAUCAACAUCAUUUAGAACAGUCGAAGAUGACAUAGAUAAAGAAGAUAAGAAGAUGAUGCAAUUGUCAAGAAUUGAAUGCUAUAUAAAACAAGCAUAUUGGGAAGAUAAUGGAUUAUUUUUUCUUAAAAAUAUCUUUUUUAAUGCUUAUCCAGGUGAUUUGAUCUGCAUUAUUGGAUCUAUUGGAUCGGGCAAAAGUUCUCUUUUACAAACAUUAACAGACGAAAUAACUUUUUUUGAUGGUAACAUUAAAUUACAAGGUUCAUUUUGUUAUGUACCACAAGAACCUUGGAUAUUUUCAUCAACAAUAAAGGAAAAUAUUCUUUUUGGUAAAGAAUAUAAUCCUCAACUCUUUCGACGUGAUUUGGUUCAAUUAUCAAAUGGAAUUAAUACUCUAGUUGGUGAUCAAGGUGUUAUGCUAUCUGGAGGUCAAAAAGCACGUAUAAAUAUGGCAAGAGCACUUUAUCGUGAUACGAAUAUCUAUUUAUUAGAUGAUCCUCUUUCUGCUGUGGAUGUUGAAGUUUCUAAACAUUUAUUCAAAAGAUGUAUUAAAGAUUAUCUUCGUGAAAAAAUCUGUAUUCUAGUUACUCAUCAAAUACAGUUUUUGCAAGAUUCAACAAAAAUUAUUGUUCUUAAUAAUGGUGAAAUGGUACAAACUGGUACAUAUACAGAAUUACUUGAAUCUUCAUCCUUCAGUCGUUUGUUGAAUUAUAUAAAUCAACAAGAAAAAAAUGAAUAUUUGAUUGAUACUCAAGAAAAAUGUUUCUCUCGACAUGGAUCUUUAUCUGAAACUACAAAUGAAGAAGAAGAAUUAUUAAUCUCAGAAAAUUUAGAAAUAAAAGAGAAAGGUUCAGUAAAAUGGCAGGUUUAUAUUGAAUAUUUACGAGCAGGUGUUGGUCAUAUUCUUGGUUUGAUUUUAUUAAUAUUAGUAUUUGGUAUACGUGAAGCAAUAUUUAUUUUCUGUAAUUGGUGGUUAGCAGAAUGGAGUGAAGAUGAAGGUUAUCGACAUAAUCAAUUAAGAAAUUGUACUGAAACUAAAAAUAAGAAAAUGAAUAUAAUACAUUCAAUGAAUGAUGUUGAAUGGACUAAUCAUAAAAAUAGAAGAUUCUAUAUCUAUUGUGGUAUUACAUUAGUUCUUUUGAUACUAAGUCUAUUUCGUACUGUCGCUCUGAAAUUCAUAUGUUUAAAUGCUAGUCGAGUACUUCAUAAUAAAAUGUUUCAAAGACUUAUUCAUUGUCCUAUUUCAUUUUUUGAUUUUAAUCCUAUCGGUCGAAUAUUGAAUCGUUUUACAAAGGAUAUAGCUAUUAUCGAUGAAGAAUUAUCUGCAACUCUUUAUGACUUUUUACGCUGUUUUUUUCAAGUAUUAGGUGUAAUUGUUCUUGUUAGUUGGCUUAAUCCAUGGUCAUUUAUACCAGCUACAAUAGCAGCUAUUGCUAUGUUAUAUAUUCGACAUUGUUUUGCUCAAUGUUCGCGAGAUCUUAAACGACUUGAAGGCAUAACACGAAGUCCAUUUUAUUCUUAUUUAACAUCAACUAUUCAUGGACUUAAAGUUAUUCGAUCUUAUCAUGCUGAAAAAAUAUGUUUAAAAGAAUUUUUCUCUCAUCUUGAUGAUAAUACACGUACUAAUUAUUUAUUUUUAACAACUAAUCGAUGGGCUGCUAUUCGAUUCGAUUGGAUCACACUUUUCUUUGUUAGUAUUGUAACUCUACUUGCUAUAAUUGUACGUGUUAUUGGUCGUCAAUUUUCGGCUGCAGAUAUUGCGUUAACACUCUCAUAUAGUCUCAAUUUAAUGGGUCUUUUACAAUGGACUAUUAGACAAUCAGUUGAAACCGAAACAAAAAUGACAUCAGUCGAACGAAUACUUGAAUAUUGUUCACUUGAUCAAGAAUCAUCUGUUCAGCAAUUAUCUAAAUAUCGACCACCAAUAAAUUGGCCAUCACAAGGUCGUAUUGUAUUUGACAAUGUUUCUAUGUCUUAUUUUAAAGAAACAAAUUCACCUUGUGCUCUUCAUGAAAUUUCAUUAAUAAUUGAACCUUGUGAAAAAAUUGGUAUUGUUGGAAGAACAGGUGCUGGUAAAAGUUCAUUUAUUCAAGCUCUUUUUCGAAUGGGUAUACUUGUUAAUGGUCAUAUUAUUAUUGAUAAUAUUGAUAUAACAACAAUUGGAUUAGAUGAUGUUCGACGUCGUAUUUCAAUUAUUCCACAAGAUCCCGUUCUUUUUACUGGUACAAUGAGAAGUAAUCUUGAUCCAUUUGGUUUUUAUUCAGAUGUUGAAAUAUGGAAUGCACUUGAACAAGUACAAUUGAAAAAAUUAGUAAGAGAUAAUAUGUCAAAUGGUCUUCAUUCAUUAGUGAGUGAAUGUGGAUCGAAUUUAAGUGUUGGUCAAAAACAAUUAGUAUGUUUAGCAAGAGCUAUACUGAAAAAAAGUAAAAUUCUUGUGAUUGAUGAAGCAACUGCUAAUGUUGAUCAUGUAACUGAUGAAUUAAUUCAAAGAGCAAUUCGUGAUAAAUUUAAAGAAUGUACAGUAUUGACAAUAGCACAUCGAUUGCGUACAGUAAUUGAUAGUGAUCGUAUUAUGGUGCUUAGUAAUGGAAAAUUAGUCGAAUUUGAUUCACCUGAAAUAUUACUGUCGAAUACUCAAUCUCAUUUUACUAGUUUAGUACAACAAACAGGAACUAUUGAAGCUGAAUAUCUUCGAACAGUAGCAAGUUUAGCUUCAUUAAAAAUUAAGUCCAACGUUUCUUUAUGUUAUUCAGAAUAA
Molecule: messenger RNA, 3936 nt
Organism: Rotaria sp. Silwood2
Lineage: Eukaryota; Metazoa; Rotifera; Eurotatoria; Philodinida; Philodinidae
Source: the annotation of a GenBank genome assembly